Canis lupus familiaris (dog) is the source of this 445-nucleotide messenger RNA. It is a transcript of the gene C18H11orf96, whose product is annotated as chromosome 18 C11orf96 homolog. Bases 1 to 372 code for a protein of 123 amino acids. The transcript has a single exon. Lineage: Eukaryota; Metazoa; Chordata; Mammalia; Carnivora; Canidae. The record is from RefSeq and is a predicted model, not a curated record.
AUGGCGGCCGCCGCGCCCGUGGAGCCGCCGCGCGUGGGCUGCAGCUACCAGGCGGUGAUGCCGCCCUGCGCCGGCCUGGCCCCCGAGCUCCCGCAGCCCGCGCGGCCCGCCCGCCCCGCCCGCGGCAAGGCCCGGCUGCGGCGGCCGCGCCAGUCCCGCUUCAAGACGCAGCCGGUGACCUUCGACGAGAUCCAGGAGGUGGAGGAGGAGGGCGCGUCCCCGCUGGAGGAGGAGAAGGCGCGGCGCUCGUUCCUGCAGAGCCUGGAGUGCCUGCGCCGCAGCACGCAGAGCCUGUCGCUGCAGAGGGAGCCGCUGGGCGCCUGCAGGCUCCGCAACAGCCUGGACUCCAGCGACUCGGACUCGGCCGUGUGACGGCGGGGGGCCCGCGGGGCGGGGGGCGCGCUCCGCCGCCGCUGCCCGCACGGACGCUCGCUCGGACGGACGC